Molecule: messenger RNA, 3696 nt
Organism: Chroicocephalus ridibundus (black-headed gull)
Lineage: Eukaryota; Metazoa; Chordata; Aves; Charadriiformes; Laridae
Gene: RP2
Product: RP2 activator of ARL3 GTPase
Exons: 5
Coding region: 66-1157 (363 amino acids)
Biological process (GO): post-Golgi vesicle-mediated transport
Cellular component (GO): periciliary membrane compartment; cilium
Molecular function (GO): GTPase activator activity
Source: RefSeq, a predicted model, not a curated record
CCGGCGCGCGCUCCCGCCCUCCUACCCCUCUCCCCGCGGGCCGGGCGGGCGGCGGCGGCAUCGCCAUGGGCUGCUUCUUCUCCCGCCGCAGGAAGCCGGCGCAGGGCGGACAGCAGCAGCAGGCACCGGGGAGCGGCCAAGAGGCGGCGGGCGGUGAGGAGAAGGCGCCGCCGCAGCCGCAGUACAGCUGGGACCAGCGAGCCAAGGUUGAUCCCAAAGAUUACACUUUUUCCGGACUUAAAGAUGAAACUGUGGGUCGACUGCCUGGAAAAGUAGCAGGGCAACAAUUUGUCAUUCAGGACUGUGAGAAUUGUAGUAUCUACAUAUUUGACCAUUCUGCUACAAUCACUAUUGAUGACUGUGUAAACUGCCGAAUCUUUUUAGGACCAAUAAAAGGUAGCGUCUUUUUCCGUGACUGCAAAGACUGUAAAUGCAUAGUGGCCUGCCAACAGUUUCGCAGUCGGGACUGCAAAAAGCUGGAGGUAUUCUUGUGCUGUGCCACCCAGCCCAUUAUUGAGUCCUCCACAGGUAUGAAAUUCGGAUGUUUCCAGUACUACUAUCCUGAGCUUGCUUUACAGUUUAAAGAUGCUGGACUGAGUAUCUUCAAUAACACAUGGAGCAACAUCCAUGACUUUACCCCUGUGUCAGGAGAAAAUAAUUGGGGCCUUUUGCCCGAGGAUGCAGUAGUACAAGAUUACGUUCCUCUGCCCAGCUCUGAGGAGCUGAAAGCUGUCAGAAUUUCUACCGAUGCUACGAGGAGCAUAAUACCAAUAACUCGAGGGCGGAGACACAAAAGCAGCGAUGAAUCGUGUUUGGCCGUGUUUUUUGCUGGUGACUACACAACUGCAAAUGCCAGGAAGUUAAUUGAUGAGAUGACUGUCAAAGGCUUUCAGCUGGUACAGACUAAAGAAGUCUCAAUGAAGGCAGAGGAUGCUCACAGAGUUUUCCAGCAGUGUGCAUCAGAAUUCAUUCCACUACUCGAAAAAGGUCCAGUGGUUGCUUUGGAGUUUAAUGGCGAUGGUGCUGUGGAAGGAUGUCAAAGCACUAUAAAUGAUGUUUUUAGUGGGACCAAGGUUUUUGUAUCGGAGAGCAAGGCAUCAGCGUCUCAAGAUGUAGACAAUUUCUACAACUUUGCCGACAUGCAGAUGGGAAUGUGAAGUUUGAUAUGAAGCUGUUCACGUAUGGUUUGUCUUGGCACUUCGAUGUCACUUGGCUUGAAUGUUGCAAUAGUAUCUGAGAAGUUUUGUCAUUUGGUUUUGUAUUUCUCAUAUCUGUUUUAUAAAGCUAUCAGUGGUUUUAAUACCAUAUUACCUGAACUGGAGUAAAUGGCAUAGCUCCCCAUGUGCGUUGUGUUUGAAACUUAUGUUUUGACUCCAGAAACAAUGAAGGUUUUCUACUAACUUUUUACAGUGAUUUCUAAACUUGUAUUGACGCUUGAAUGUUUCUUGUCAACAUCUAAUGGUAAAACAUAUUUGAAAAGUGCAAUGCUGAUCCAAAUUUGAUGCAGUAGUAAUUGUUAUCUUUAACUCAGACACGUUGUUUAGAAAGCGCAAGGCUGCACAAAACUCACUGUUCAAAACUUUCCCACAUGCAAAUUUGUCUUCGUUGGGGUCAGGGAGGAAGCUGUAGUUGCUGAAUUUUUCUGAAAGCCUAGGCUGAAAUGAGUUCUCCUUAUAGCAUGCUUUCAGAAGCAGUGUGUGACAUUGACAUACAAAAUGUACAUCUGGCUUAUUCUGUUUCAGCAUCUUUUUUGAAUAAACUUGUUUGCAGCAGCACUUACACUGAGAGUUGUCGUAACAGCAGUCGGGUAAGUGAGCACUUGCCAGGCUUUCUGCCCUGAGGUGAAUUCUGAGCACGAGGGCUCUGCCAAAGAUGCUCCAAGGUCCACCAGGAUCUCUGGCAAUUCAGCUGCCUCUGGUAUUCCCAGGUCAUGUAUGGGACAUACGUGAGAUUCCUUUGGACCAGAGCGAUGAGUCUCUGGCACCUUUGUUGUUUGCUAGAAGGGACAUACAGCAACCAGGGGCCAGAGAAGGGCUCUGAUGGCAUUAAAAAGGCUCUUCCUGCCUAGACCCCAGGAGAAAGGUUUUAGACUCAGUAGUAGUACUGAAAAUUUGGCUGUAAAGUACUACACACUGCUGUAGGGUUUAUCUUGGAUGAAUUCUAAAAACAGACCAAAGAAGUGCUACCAGCAUUUUGGGAGAUGCAUUUGAAUAGGGAUCAGUAAGGACACUGAUUGUUAUAUAGUGCAUAUUAGAAUGCAAAUCUAUAUGGAUGUUAAAUACACGAUUGAUUUAUUUUUACAUAUUACAUCCUUACUGAUUUUUUUCUACACAAACUUAAAGCUUGUGUCCAGGUUUACAAGCCCUCUGUAAUACUUGAACGGUUUGUGCAUGCAGACACACAAAACCAAAUUGCUUAAUUAAAAUAGUGGCUUGCCAGUUUAGCCUUUACAAUCCAUUGAACGGACUGGGGCUGUGUUGAGGUGCUAAAGCAAUAAUUUCCUCAUUAUGGUCACCUGUCAAAAGGGAAGAUCUUGUGCAUCUUAACUGAAAAUGAGUCUCGACUCAUCAGUUUCACAGCUCUGGAGCUCCAAAAGCGGGUGGCUAAAAACACAUCUCUCUCUCAUUUUUUAGAAUUAGCACAGGAAAGAAUCUGUUCUCCUGGAAUUCCUAAUUCUGUCAUGCCCAAGACAUGUUCUGAGCUGUCAUUUUGUUGCUACUACGCAAAUGCUUGCCCUUAGUUUAAACUGUGUAUCGAGAAUAUGUCCUUAGGACCUCUUGUUAAAUUUACGCAUAGACUAAAUAAGGAAGAAUAUCUCUUGAAGUCACUAAACUGUUAGUGUACUGAAGGUAAGAAAAAUGUCACUUUUGUGAAUGUUUUUAUUUGACAAAGUGAAGUAAAACCAAACUGUCACCAGAAUCUGACUAGUGGUGGAAAUUACCACUUAUUUGCACUUAGCCGGCCAGGAUUUUUUUUAUAUGUGUGAGGAGAGGCUGUGAAAACAGCUGGAAAUCUUAGAUCAGUCUCCGAAGUACUAUCACAACUCAUCAAUGAACGUUCGCAGGAAUUAUUCUAGAUACGUACAGUAAAUGUAUUUUUCUGGUAUGGACAGUACAUUAAAUUGUAUAAUGUACUUCAGAACUGUCAUUGUGUAAUUUAUCUAAGUAGCGGGUAUGUUGAACCGUCUUGGUCUCUAAACUUUUACACGUAACAUUUCCAAACUUGUACCUGAUACGGUACAAGACUGAUUAUAUGUAUGUUUAUAGUUUAUUUUUUGUAUCAUCAACCUGCUCUGGAAAAACAGUGCUAAAUUGAUUUUUUUUUUUUAAGUAGUUUUGCUGGAGGACAGGAUGAUUAAUUGAAAAUUAAUCUAGGCUUGAAACAGUGGAAAAACUUCUACAUGGUAGAAAAGAGCAGCGUUGCUUUUUUUUUUUUUAACAUGGAUAGCCUGCUUAUCAACAUGAGUUUUUAAUAAAAAAAAUCACCUGAACAAUGAAGGAGUUUUUCAAUCCAAUUAUUUAUCUUUUGACUUUAAUUUCUUGCUAACAGGUGUUGAGAACACUUCUAGCUUAAGCAUCAGGUAUUGUAUGUGUUACGGAAUGGUACGUGCUUCAUGUAGUCUUUGUAUGUUUGUUGUAUAGCUUUUUAUGUCAUUUGUAUUGCACUGUGAAUGUGAUUCAUAAUAAACAUUGAAAA